Molecule: messenger RNA, 2237 nt
Organism: Symsagittifera roscoffensis
Lineage: Eukaryota; Metazoa; Xenacoelomorpha; Acoela; Convolutidae
Exons: 12
Coding region: 4-2037 (677 amino acids)
Source: RefSeq, a predicted model, not a curated record
GUUAUGGGAAAAAAGAAGAGUGGUAAAGCUAAGAGCGGUAAAGGUAAAAAAGGAAAAAAAGGAGAUGACGAACAGAUGUCAAUGAGAGAGUCUAUUCUCGCAUAUCAAAUAAAUGUGAAGGAGCAGGCAUUAGAAGAUUUAAAUUAUGAAGCUGAGAGUUUGCAAAAGAAAAUCGAGAAAGGAAAAGAGCGAAAUAUGAAGUUGAGAGAAGAGCAAUUGGGACAUCUGAACUCGGUCGUAAGAGAGGUCAGGGGCGAAGAAGAAGGAGAUAAACGAGAUGCAAUUGCUGGUCGAGCUGCCAUAGAAGAAGCACUGCAUGAUUUGUGGUUAACUGAUCAAAACGAGAGCCAAGAAGUCGCGGCUGUCAAGAAGCAUAUCGAAGAGUUGGAGGCAGAAAUCGCGGAAGAAAUGACAGUAUUUGAUAAAUGGAACGACUACAAAGACUAUGGUCAGUACGAAGACGAACAUCGGAUUGCGAUUUUGGAGGACGAAAUCCGCGACAAUCAGGCUACAUUUGAAGAGCAAUCCAAGUUCCACCAGGAAGAUCUUGCGAAGAAUAAGCGAGCAGUGGGCUCUUACACGGACAAGACAGUAGAAAAUGUGAAAGAUGGAGCUGCGAGUAAGGCCAUGGCCAAGAUGGACAAGAAAGAGCGAAGGGAAAUCACGGACCAUUCAUGGCUCAAACAGGAAGCAGUCCGAUACAAACAGGAGGUUGAGAGACUGGAAGAGGAAGUAAAUUCACUGGAACAGGGCAACCUCGCACUCAUGGCGAAGCUGUUCGACUGUCGGUUGGAGGACCUUAACAUAUCCAGCAAUUUGGAUUGGAUAACGUCUCGUCCCUUCAGCUCCAUUGAAAAAAUGAUCAAACCGACUAAAAUAGACUGUAAAAAACAUAGCCUAUUGCUACAUGGUGUUGACGAAAGAGGGAAAAUCGCAUUCCCAUUUUCGCUGUAUCGUGAGUGGACUCCGGGGCCGAUAUCAGCGGAUCGAAUCCAACCUGGGCCAAGUCAUGAUCCGAAAUUCUUUUUGACCCAGUUCGACACCGAUACAGUAUUUGCAAACAAUGCGAUUGAAGAAAAAAUGGGAAUAAUUGAGAGAGAUUUGAUCACACAUCACCCGCUGCUCCGACCAAGUCCAUUCGCGCCUCAAUUGGCCAAUCAGAAACUUCCGCCCGAGUCACAAGUUAUGGGUCAUUCUGAAAUAUCUUAUGGAUCACUUGCAUUAACAAAUAAACCCCAGGUGCAAAGGGAAACCAUGUUGGUUGAAAAAGGCGACGGCUCCGUUGAAGAUGACCGCACUUCCGGCUACUCGUCAAUGGCGCCAUCCCACUCUUUACCAGACACAGUUAGCUCAUCGGGUGCUGUUGGGGCUGGAAGAGGAGUGGGAGGCAGGCCCACCCACCAGUACAAUGGACGACAGAAGAGUGCCACUUUGAAAGCGAUAGAGGAGAGAGUUUUUGGAGUAAUUGGGGAGGAAGAUGACGAUGACCUGGAGAUGUACAUUGAAGAUGAUGAUGAAGGCAUUGAUUUAGAUGACACAAGAAGUGACAUAGAUGAGGAUCUGGGCUUAAACGCAGGAGAAGGUCUGGCGAACAACUUGGUUGAUAACCACUUAAAUCUUGAAGACGAUUCCAAAGAUGACUAUUUGAAGCUGGGUCCGCUGGAACUGAAGAUGCUGCAAAUUGUAGGCACCCAAAUUCCUAUCCGAGCGCCAACUCCCCCCACCCAAGAGGAAUUGGAACUGCAGGUGUACAACCCAGAUGACUGGCCUGUCACACACAAAAUGCUAAACACUAUCCAGGAUGAGUCAUUUCUGUCCAUGAAAAACACGAUGAGUCAGAAUUCAAUCGGGAAAAGUACUGCAAUGUUAGAAAGGGAAAAUGUUAUGAGUACUACCAAUGUGUUAACUUCAAGUACAGCAAGUAAAGCACAGAUGCAAGAUACUACUAUGAUGUCGGAGGCGAGUAAUCGGCCAAGCUUUGCUAACGCGGAAUCUAACAGUCGUUCACGGCAAAAAAUCGAGUCGACAAAUGGAUGAAAUUUUGACAAAAUAUAAUAUCGUCUUCUUCAUUAUGAACAUUUAAUUAUUUCAAUUCAAGCCUGCAUCAUUUUCAUGUCAAUUUAAAAGAAACUGAAUAAAAUGUAUAUAUUUGUCUAAUUUUGUGUAAAUAUGUAAUUAUGCUUAAAAUAUAUUUGAACAAAUAUAGUCUAAUUGAAUUGAUAGCUAGCAAAUGCUGU